Archocentrus centrarchus (flier cichlid) is the source of this 3039-nucleotide messenger RNA. RefSeq lists its product as uncharacterized. The transcript has 4 exons. The coding region runs from base 97 to 849 and encodes 250 amino acids. The record is from RefSeq and is a predicted model, not a curated record. NCBI's taxonomy places the organism in Eukaryota, Metazoa, Chordata, Actinopteri, Cichliformes, Cichlidae.
CAUGACACUGACGUCACGGGGAAUGCGGACUACGAUUGCUUUGUCGGGAAUAACUGACCCGAAAACAAACUGAGAGACCACAGAGCUGCAGAAAAAAUGCUUCGUUUCUGCUGUUGCUGCUUCUCAGGCGAUAACUCCAACAACGAGAGACGACCUCUCCUGGAUCCCAGACCAUCUGAAGUCAAUGUAGCUGAAUCAGCCAGGCAGACCCAUUCGCCAGCAUGCAGUGAUGCACAGACUGUGAGACGGAUUGGACGGCUGGUGAUGAGGCGACUGUGUGUGCCAGAGUUGGAUCAAAGGUUUUUGGAGAUGGCUGAGACCUUCAAUGAGCAGCAGGAAGGCUAUGAGGCCAUGGCGCUACAUAUCAGAAACCUGCAACAGAGUUUUGACUGUGCCCAUGAUGAUACCCUCACUUUUGCUCAGUGUUUGGGGAAAAUUAGAGACGAGCAAGAAGCCACAUACAGGGUCUCUCUAAAGAUGAAGGGCUAUGACUUCUUCCUCAAUGUGGUUCCUGUGGGGUCUGAGGGUGAAAGGGAGGAAAGACCACUGCCUCCACGUCUGCAGAUGGCUCAGAAUGAACUGAAGCGUGCUUCUGACAGCACCAAAGUCACCAUUUCAAAGGGUACCAUCCUUCAGGAGCUUAUUGGAUGGCUGCUCCGUAGCCAUGAUAAAAUGGCUGAGAAAGUGAAGGGGGCAGCAGAAACUUACCAAGAGCGAGGAAGACUGAGUGAGAACCUGGAAGAGAACAUGAGGGAAGUGAGGAGGGCAAAAGAGCUGUCUCAGGGAUACAGGCAGCAGGCCGCGGCAGUUCUCACUGAGGCUGCACAGAUAGCGGGGGCUUAUCUGUAGUUCAUGUACCAUUUUUAAAUGUUUGGUUUUAACUGUCUGACCACAAUACAGAAGAUGUGCAGGAUUCACCGGGCUUUUUGCUACCCCUCAGCUGCUACAAAAGCUGCUCUGUCUUGUUCUCAGUUUUGGUAAACAUGCAACCCACAAAUGGGUAGUCCUGUGAGCAUGUAUUUGUCUGCCAAAUAUUAACUAAUCUGCAUAAAUAUCUGCACCAACCACAUCAAGACAUUACCCUGCCCCCGGAAGGGGGAGGGCUUUAUUUUGUCUGUUUGGGGUUUUUUUGCAGUAUUACAGCAAAACUGCCAGUUCAUUUCAUACCAAAUUUGCAUAAAAGAUGGCCCUGACCCUCAGAUCACCUGAUUACAUUUUUGCUGUAACUGAGCAAAGAUCAGAGGUCACUUUUUUCUGAAAAUCUUGUGAAGUUAAUAACUUGAGAACGAUGUGAUCUGGGUUCUUCAAAUUCAAUUCAAUUCAGUUCAGUUCAAUUUUAUUUUUAUAGCACCAAAUCACAACAAACAGGCACCUCAAGGUGCUUUAUAUUGUAAGGUAAAGACCCUGCAAGGCGCUUUAUAUUGUAAGGUAAAGACCCUGCAGUAAUUCAUACCAUAGAUGCAUCUACUAAACAUCUUAACGACCUACAUAAUUCCUGGCUCUUGGCCAUUUGCAAGCCACUGAGGUUCAUAUGAACAACAUUAGGAUCUUCUGAGACCUGGUAAUUAUGUUUUCUGUAACUUGUGCUUCCAGGGGUUUUGUGACGCCUAAAGAUUCCACUGCCAGGAGGCUGAGGGGUAGCAUUGGCAACUGACUGUAUUUUUAGCACCAUUGUUUCAAAGAAAAAAGUCGAGCUAUUGUCAUAGCAUUGCCGUCAGCGUCUGUUCCACAAAAACUUUAAUGUUGGCCAUGAUCUGAUCCAGAUUCUGGAUUUGUCUGUUGUCCAGACCUUUCAGAAACUGAAAAUAUUUGGAGCAUCGUGAAAUGACAAAUAUGACAAAGCAAUCCCAGAUGUUUAUGGACUGUUGUUAAAAGAAGAGGGGCUGCUACACAGUGGUAAACGUGGCCCUGCUUCAACUUUUUUGAAAUGUGUUGUUGCUGCCAGUCAAGAUGAGCUGAUAUUUUUCUUCAAGUGGUAAAUUUUCUCAGCUCAAACAUUUGAUGUUUUCUGUGUUCUGUUGUGUAUAAGAUAUGGGUUUAUGAAGUUUGCGAAUCAUUGCAUUCUGUUUUUUAUACUUUACACAACAUCCCAACUUUUUCAGAAUUGGUGUUGCAGUUGACUUAAAGGGUACAGAGCUAAAAUAUCUUAUAUCUUACUGCACUAAGGUCCAGCAUAAGCUAAAUAAGGAUUUUAAAAAAAAAAUAAGUGUAAAUCAUGCAAAAAUAUUCCGGUAGAGUCCGGCAAUAAAAAUAUGGCGUUGGAAAUGGCCACAGUAGGUCCCCUCCAAUAUUCCUUAAUAUUUUUAAUUUCACUGGCUACCAUUAGGGGGCAUCGCAGCUUCACUUUACUAACCGUCACGUUUCAUUUUAUACUGCUCAGCCUUUCAGAAAUAGCACUACAGUCCAUUUUAUAAUUAUGCCACUAAUUCUUUUGAUUUUUUUUUUUUUUUGGCGAAACUUUUCCACAAACGUGUCUGUUCUAUGAUUUAACAAAUUGUGAACCUCAUGUUUAUUCUUGUUUAUUGCCCAGACAUAACAGGAUUCAGUUGACUACAACGGCAGCUGAAACUUAACUGGAGGUUGGUCAUGACUGUCCAUGUGGUGCUUUACUGUGACAACAUACAGACUUUUAACUAUUAACUGAUUAAAAACCGCAGCUUUCCCACUGUUAUUAACCUAAAAGCUAACCAGCACAUGGUCAUAUGCCAUCUUGAUAAUUAAUUUCUGAAAAUCCAUUGUUCUAGAGGCCAUUGUCACAUGGGCAUUUAUUAUUUACCAGAGAGGGACAGUUUUAGAGCAGUGCUUUUGCCUUUGGCUUUAAUUUAAUUUGGUGUCAAGUGUGAUGUAAAAAGAAGCAACGCAAACUGCAUUUGUUUCUAAAUGAAUAUGCUCCGCAAAUACAUUUUUAAAAUGGGAUUAAAAGCAGAUAUACACACCCUAGAUCACAUUUUAGUGAAAUAUAAUAGUUUAAAAUGGUAACUGGUUAUUUUUAUAGUUCACUCGUGGUCAUUCAUAUUUUUAAUAAACUGAUAAUUGAUA